GUGGUAAAAAACCAUAAAAGAAGAGACUUUGUUCGAACCCAUUAGAGGAAUUUGAUUUGAAUCACUAGCAAGUAGCAACUUCUAAUGAAGAAGACAAAGAUAAAUGUUGUGUUUUGACUUUUAUGCCCCUCAUUGUUCAAAAAAAAACCCUAAAUUCAAUCAAUUGGGUCAGCAAACAGAUCUAAAUCCACCACCACACUCUCCAAUUGUCUUCCAAGUAGAGAAAGAUGAUAGCUGUGAUCGGAUUGCUUCUGGGUUUUCUAGUUUCAGCAUUGUUCUUAAUCCAAGGCAAGCGAAGAAGAUCAAACGACAUUCAAGAGAAGAAGAGAUCUAGUAACGAGCCUGUAGAAGUCGUAAGACCAAAAAGUUACAGCAAGAGUGAAAUCGCAGAACAUAACAAAAGGAACGAUUGUUGGGUCAUAAUCAAAGAUAGAGUCUAUGAUGUUACUUCUUAUGUUGAAGAACAUCCUGGUGGUGACGCCAUUCUAGAUCAUGCUGGUGAUGAUUCUACUGAUGGGUUCUUCGGACCACAACACGCCACUCGUGUUUUCGACAUGAUUGAGGAUUUCUACAUCGGAGAACUUCUUAAGUAAGCCAAAAAAAGUUUGCUUUUUUAUUAUCUUCUGAUUGAAGAUUUGAGAUUGUAGAACCUUUUGUCUUGCUCUAGUGUAUCUCUUUUUCUUCCAUUGUAUUGCCAAAGUUUCCCUCCUUUUCUGUUAAUUUUUAUCGCAAAUCUCGAGUUUGUUCUGAAUCUGCAAAGAUGUGAGUGAGCUUAAAAGCUAAGCUCUGUUUCAAGUGGUCUAAGCUAAGCUCUGUUUCGAGUGUUCUAAAUCCAUCAAUUUUGAGAUAAAUCUAUUGAGUUUCU
Messenger RNA from Arabidopsis arenosa, 865 nucleotides. Lineage: Eukaryota; Viridiplantae; Streptophyta; Magnoliopsida; Brassicales; Brassicaceae. The record is from the annotation of a GenBank genome assembly.